Molecule: messenger RNA, 1872 nt
Organism: Solea senegalensis (Senegalese sole)
Lineage: Eukaryota; Metazoa; Chordata; Actinopteri; Pleuronectiformes; Soleidae
Gene: pdia2
Product: protein disulfide isomerase family A, member 2
Exons: 11
Coding region: 23-1795 (590 amino acids)
Biological process (GO): protein folding; response to endoplasmic reticulum stress
Cellular component (GO): endoplasmic reticulum
Molecular function (GO): protein disulfide isomerase activity
Source: RefSeq, a predicted model, not a curated record
AGGUGGAAAGUUGCAGUGACACAUGCACUGCAGGUGUCCACGUCUCAACAGAGGGGACAGAAGAGACAGAAACGCCAUCAUGAGGACGCACACGCUUCUGUCCAUAGCUCUGCUGGGCCUGCUGCUGGGGGCCUCCUGCAUCCAGGCCAACGACACAGACAACGAGACAGAAGCACCACAAGGGACAUCGGCGGAGACAAAGGAAGAUGCUUCAGUGGAGACAGGGGAGGAGGAGGAGGAGGGGGAGGCACCGAAGAAAGAGAAAACAACGGAGAUAGAGGAGGAGAAAGAUGUGAUGGUUCUCCACAUCAACAACUUUGACCGAGCUCUCAGCGAGUAUAAGUUCAUACUGGUCGAAUUCUACGCUCCAUGGUGUGGUCACUGUCAACGGCUGGAGCCUGUGUACGCAGAGGCUGCUGGGAAACUGAAGGAGGAGGGUACGGCGAUACGUUUAGCCAAAGUGGACGCCAUCGAGGAGAAGGAGCUGGCUGACGAGUUUGAAGUUGGAAGCUUCCCCACUUUGAAAUUGUUCUCCAAUGGAGACCGCAAGAGUCCUGUUGACUUCACUGGUAAGAGGACGACUGAGGGAAUAAUCCAGUGGAUGAAGCGUCGCUCAGGACCUGGCGCUGCUGUGCUGGACUCUGCAGAGUCUGCAGCUCAGUUCAUCGACGCCCAUAAAGUCACAGUUGUCGGAUUCUUUGGUAGUCUGGAAGGUGAGGCAGCUGAGGUGUUCAAAGAAGUUUCCUUGGAUCGGACUGACGCAGAGUUCGCCCUCACGUCAAGUCCUGACGUUUUCCAGAAGUAUGAAGUAAAAUCCGACUCAGUGGUUCUCUUCAAAAAGUUUGACGAGGGCAGAGCAGACUUUACGUUGUCAGAAGACGAGAAGCUGGACAAAACCAAUCUGACCACCUUCAUCGACAAAAACAGCCUGGAGCUGAUCAUCCCAUUCAGUGAAGAGAAUGCAGACAAGAUCUUCUCCUCCAACAUCAAACUGCACAGUCUGCUGUUCAUCAACUCCACUGUGGAGAGUCAGAAAGCACUGAUGGACGACGCCAGGACUGUGGCCAAAGUGUUCAAGGACAAGAUGCUGUUUGUUUCCAUUGACGUGACAACAGCCAUAUCUCAUGUGCUGACAUACUUUGGCGUGUCCGCGGACGACGCCCCCACUGUUCGCGUCAUCGAAAUGGAGACGGGAAAGAAGUACAGGAUGUCCACCAAUGACAUCACAGCAGAAUCACUGCAACAGCUGUGUCAGGAGGUUUUGGACGGCACUGCCAAGCCAUACUUUCGGACACAGGAAAUCCCAGAGGACUGGGAUAAAGGACCGGUCAAAGUCCUGGUGGGGAAGAAUUUUGAGUCUGUUGCUCUGGAUCCGACCAAAAACGUCUUUGUGGAGUUUUAUGCUCCAUGGUGUGGACACUGUAAGGAACUGGCUCCAGUUUGGGAAAAGCUGGGCGAAAAGUACGCUGACCGCGAUGACAUCAUCAUAGCCAUGGUGGACAGCACAGCCAAUGAGAUAGAGUCUGUGAAAGUCGAUGGAUUUCCCACACUCAAGUUUUUCCCUGCUGGUGGCAAAGAGGUGGUCGACUACAGUCACAAAAGAGAUCUGGAGACUCUCUCUAAGUUCCUGGAUAAUGGAGGAGUGAUGCCUCAGGAGGAGAGUGAUGAAGAGGACGAUGAGGAUGAUGAGGAAGGCGACGAUGCAAAGAAAGCCGAGGACGCCGUCGACGAUAGCAAGGAAGAUGAAGAGUCUGCAGAGGCGUCGCCCAACACGACACUGAAAGAGGAGCUUUGAUGUCACUGUGAUUUCUGUCCAAUCACAAUCAGUCUUACAUCUUUUGUUUUUAUUUAAUAAAAUUCAUUCGGGUUUGA